UUUUGUCGUUUCGUUCUUCUUCCUCUCCCCCCUCUCACCUUCCGACUCUUCUCUUUUGGAUCUGGGUGGCCAAGAUCUACUUGGAAACUUGAGCUGGCAUAGUCUUUGAACUUCAUUGUUAGCCACAUCGUUCGAGGUUAAUCCUAACUCGAGCUUUGCCAACCGACUACCUCAAACACGCUCUGAUCAAGUGAGCCUGUUCCUAUAUUCUACCUCGACGACUUAUCUCUGGGAGAACAUCGUCCUGUUAGACUAUACACAUAACAAUGGAGUGCCUCAAGAACAAUUUUGUUGAAGGCCAGCUGUUGGACGGACGGUUCCGCACCGUCGCCCCCUUGAACCAUGGAUCUUUUGGCAUGGUCUUCCUGGCAAAGGACUUACAGACUGGCCAAGAUGUCGCCAUCAAAUGCAUGACCAAGUCCUCCUCGGGUGACCCGUCGAACCCCUCCCCAUAUGAUGCCCGUGCCGAGGAGCUGGAAUGCCACAGACGUCUCAGGUUUCAUCCCAACAUCGUCAACCUCAUCCAUUCCUUCGAAACGGAUGCCCAUAUGUAUCUCGUUUUGGAGUAUUGCUCGAAUGGUGACCUGUACGAAGCAAUCCGGCUCAACCGUGGUCCCUUGGAAACUGAACACGUGCGCGACUUCAUGCUGCAACUUGUGAGCGCAGUGGAGUUCAUGCACGCGAACGGCCUGUACCACCGUGACAUCAAGCCUGAGAACAUCUUCUUGAUGCAGGAUGGCUCCAUGAAGCUGGGUGACUUCGGUCUGGCGACUCGGGAGGCUUGGUCCCACGAGGCCUGCGUUGGCAGUGAUCGUUACAUGGCUCCCGAGCAGUACGAUCCCUCCACCGUCGGCUAUUCCCCCGCCAAAGCCGACGUCUGGGCGAUUGGAAUCUGUCUGCUCAAUGUUCUCUUCGCACGGAAUCCCUUCGCCACGCCGACGGAAUCCGACAUCCUUUACGCAGACUACGUACGGGAUCGCCAAUCAUUGUUCGACAUCUUCCCCAACAUGUCUCAGGAUACCUUCGAAAUCCUGAGGACUGCUCUUGCCAUUGACCCUACGAAGCGUUCCCUUUCUGGCAUUCGCGAAGCUAUCUUGCGUGCUGUCACGUUCACGACAGAUGAUGACGCGCUGGACGAGUUCUGCACGGACGACCGCGAGGUGGUUGCCGCCAGUGCCAACCGGGAGCCGCUUCGGACCCCUUCCAUCCAGAGCCCUCACAUCAACCAGGGCGACUCCUUCCCUUGGGCCAAAGCUCUUCAAGCCAGCCCUCCCCAGACCUUCCGCCAGCUCUCCGCCAUUCCCGACAACGAAAGCUACACCGAAGACCUUUUCCCUCCCUCGGAGAUUGCUGGCACUUCGUGGUUCUCUGUCCACCAGGGUACCCCAUCCAUGGCUUCCGUUCUGGAGUCUGCUAUGGGCGAUUCUUUCCGGUCUCCUCCGUUUCGCAAGAACGAGGUUCGAUUGCCACCUCCUUCCGAUCCCGUUCCUAUUACUGGCUCUUUGCCAAGCAAUGCUACGAAGCCCCUGCCUUCUCUUUCCAUGGUCUUUGGCAAGAAGAAGGAGGAGCAAAUCUCCAAGAGCUGGAGUGAUCUUUGGGAUGAAGAGGAAGAAUCUGAAGCUGAGGACCUGGCUUACCAGCAGCGUCGCGAGCAGAACUCACGCAGCUGGAGUCAUGAAAGCAGCACGCCUGAGCUUCGUGGACCCCUGACUGGCCUCCACGAAGUUGUUAGCAAUUCUCUCCUCAACGUCCGCGCCCAACAGCUGGAGACAUCGCACGAAGACACCGAGAAGUUUGUCUCCAAGUCGUGGGAUCCGAGGGCGGGAUUCACUGCUAUCAAAACCCCACCUCAGUCCCCCGACAGCUCCCCGCAGAAGUCAAGCCUCGACAAAUGGUCAGCCCUUGGUGACCGUCGGAGGAACUUCAAGUCCCCAGAGACCUCUUCCGGAAAGAAGUUUUCUAGCAAUAUGAGUUGGAGGAAAGAUUGGGGCUUAGGGUCCUCGGGCUUCGACUAUGGUUCUUGGGCCAAGAAAGAGACGUUCUCUCCUUCGGAUCGGGAGCGGCGGCGUCGUCCCUUCCAGGAGAAGGGGCGGCGUCGCGACGCCUGGGAGUCUCCCAAGGCCGCCCAUAGCAAGGCUGCGAACCACUACGAUGGCAGCGUCGACGAGGACCUCGAUCUUGUCGGCGGCUGGCACGACCUUCAUCUGUAAGGAGCUUAGCCCCACCUCUGGUGCCGGCGUCCGACGUUCCUCUCCAAUUUAUUGUAUCGUCCAAUGUCGCUGAGAAGAGCAACACAAUAAUAAAUAAACAUUCCAACCAAUACUCCGACUUGUUUUCGC
This is a messenger RNA of Aspergillus brunneoviolaceus CBS 621.78, 2339 nucleotides long. Its product is annotated as putative serine/threonine protein kinase. The transcript has a single exon. Gene Ontology annotation, biological process: protein phosphorylation. Gene Ontology annotation, molecular function: ATP binding; protein kinase activity. Lineage: Eukaryota; Fungi; Ascomycota; Eurotiomycetes; Eurotiales; Aspergillaceae. Bases 267 to 2210 code for a protein of 647 amino acids. The record is from RefSeq and is a predicted model, not a curated record.